AGAACCUGGGCAGCAGUGCAGAAGUGAGUCCAGAGCGGUCCUGGUGACAAACAGGUGGAUUUAAUCAACGAUCCCAUGCAGGAUAGACUUCUGCAGACCAGAGACGAGAGCUAUCCUUUUUUCCUGCUUCUUGCCCAGAAGGACUGUUUGGUUCAGACCAUGAACCGGAGCUGGACCCUUCCCUUGGUUCUGGUGCUGAGUCUUCAGACAAGUACCAUCCUGGGAGGUAGAGCUCAGCGUAAACAGAGAGAGGCAGAGGACAGCUUGAAACCAUACCUUGGCAGAGUGGACCCAGAGAAGUUGUGUGAGCUUCUGAAGUGCCACAGCCCAACAGGGUCCUGGUGUCAGGUGGUUCGCAAUAACGGCGUCCUCAUCCCAAAGUGUGUGUGUCCCCGCUCCUGCCCACGAGAGAGGGCGCCAGUGUGCAGCGUUACGGGGAGAACUUAUGGGAACGAGUGUCUCUUGCACAAAGAAGCUUGUCGAAAGAGACGUCGCAAUGAAUUGGCCCACAGAGGACCCUGUCUUAUUCCCAAGGGAGACUGCACGGAGGAGGAGUUUGGCCAGUUCCCGUACCGCGUGCUGGACUGGUUUCUGCUGCUCAGUCGCAUGGGAGGGUCCUACGCAUCUGCCGCCGUGCCGCCCCAGACCUGCAUUAGCCACGGGCAGAGAUUACAGCUCGCACAGAGGAGGUUCCACCUGUUGGACAGAAACAAAGAUGGUCGCCUGAGCCGCAGGGACCUGAAGAAGCUACGCUACAAGAAGAUGCCUCUGGAACACUGCGCCCUACAGUUCUUCCAGUCAGUCCUUUUCCAUUCACAACACUGCUGUCACCAAACACCACCUCAUGGUUCAAAGGCUUCCCUUUGUUGA
Messenger RNA from Gadus chalcogrammus (walleye pollock), 870 nucleotides. It is a transcript of the gene sparcl2, whose product is annotated as SPARC-like 2. Gene Ontology annotation, molecular function: collagen binding; protein binding; calcium ion binding. Bases 76 to 870 code for a protein of 264 amino acids. NCBI's taxonomy places the organism in Eukaryota, Metazoa, Chordata, Actinopteri, Gadiformes, Gadidae. The transcript has 7 exons. The record is from RefSeq and is a predicted model, not a curated record. Gene Ontology annotation, biological process: anatomical structure development.